Molecule: messenger RNA, 2808 nt
Organism: Bacidia gigantensis
Lineage: Eukaryota; Fungi; Ascomycota; Lecanoromycetes; Lecanorales; Ramalinaceae
Exons: 3
Coding region: 1-2808 (935 amino acids)
Cellular component (GO): nucleus; cytoplasm
Molecular function (GO): ubiquitin binding
Source: RefSeq, a predicted model, not a curated record
AUGUCAGAAGUAAAAUCAAGGCCUUCUGGCCCAAGAACCAGAGGCUCAGGGCGAGCCGGCAGAGGCGGCUUCACCAGCAGAGGCCGAGGUGGAAGAAACCAGGCAGGUGGCAGCAAAGUGGAGUCGAGUACGCCAAAUUUGGAGGAUGAGGGUGAAAUUGGAGAGCUGAAGAGCAAAUUCUCCAGCCAAUUAGCCACAAUUAAGGAAAUGUUUCCUGACUGGACGGACGAGGACAUUGUCUUCGCACUGGCAGAAACAGAUGGAGAUCUGGAGGGCACAAUCAACAGAAUCACGGAGGGGAAUGUCUCGCAAUGGGGCGAAGUCAAAAAGAAGACCAAAGACCGCUCACAGUCAAAGCCCAAAGAAUCCGCCGCACCUUCGACGGAGGGACCUGUUCAGUCUACAAGAGGUGGACGCGGUCGUGGGGGAGCGGAUGUUGCUCGUGGAAGUCGUGGACGAGGCUCCGACCGUGGAAGAGCGGCUUCUCGAGGUGGCAGGGGGAGCCGUGGAUCGACGGCUCCCAGGGUCAAUGGCUUUUCCACCGACACGAAAGGCUACAACGACACUGCAGUCACCGAUAAAGCUGUUGGUGAUUGGAGCGCAGCAUCUCCAGAAACAGACCCCAAUAAUCUAGAUUCGUCCUGGGAGCACGUGACGCCUGAAUCUGCGCAACCAGCAGUGGAGGAGGAGAAGCCCGCUCCAACAAAUAGUGCACCGAAGACCUCCUCCCAAAAAGCACCACAGGCUGCGCCUAGUCAUGAUGCUCCCAUCGAGCCUCCUAUCCCAACAAUUGCGGGACCCACGGACGGUCUGCAACCCCUACCUCCCCCAAUCUCCGCAGAGCCGACAUCUGAGGUACCAAGCACUCCACCCACGUCAGAUUUGGCAACUUCAGAACAGGCCACAGAUAUCACACCUCCCAAAGAUGAUCUGACGGAGACGAAUUUAGAAAAGCUGCCGGAUAAUUCGGGGCCUACAGCUUCUGCGACCGCUGCUAGUACAGUAGCAAGCACCAUAGAUCACCGAAAUAUUAGUGGAACCCCUCUUGGGCUCGGUCACCAGUCGACGGGGCGGCCACCGCUCGGUGGCUUCGCAACUACUGCCUACAAAGCUACGGGCAUGCCUGGAAGAUCGGCUAGCUUCCAAAGAAAGAUUUUGGAGCAGCAGGAGGCAGUCGUGAUGCCUGGCAAACAUGCUGUAGAUAAGACAGCGGUACAAUUUGGGAGCAUGGGAUUGAAUGGGACACCAGAAGAUGUCGACGUUGACAGUGACAGAGAAGAUGCCGAAACAAGAGCUCAGCCACCGCAGCAUUCACCUGUAGCUCCCAGAGCUUCGCUCCCUCCAGCACCUCAGCAGCAACAACAACAACAACAACAACAAGAGCUUCCAGCACCACCUGCAGUCGAAACGCUGCCCGUUCCACGACCGGCACCUGGCCUACCACCUGUCUCACAACCCCUCCAGUCAGUCCAGCAAUCGGCUAGUGAAAGUCAGCCAUCAAUCCACCCAUUUAGUCAAUACAGCGAGCGAUACGGACAGCCUUCUACGCAGCCAGAGAACACGGCUUCUUCGCAGAAAGCUUACGAACCAUUCGGGCAGCAAUUGCAGCAAUCGCAGCCGUACGAUCCCUUCGGCAGUAAUUCAAAUCAAUCAACGGGUAUUGAGCCUCGACAAUAUGGGGCUGAAAAAUACGGAAGCAGCGCAGCAAAUAUGUCCUCGUACUAUAAUUCAGAAGAGCAGCGAAAUGCAUUCCAAAAUCACUACGGAGGAUACGGGCAACAGCCGCAGCCGGGCCAGGACUCUUCGUCGUCGCAACCAAGAACUAGCAGCGCAAUUGGUACGUCUGCUCCGGGCCAACCACCGCAACAAGCCACUGUUCAAAGUAGAUUUGGACAUUCUUCAGAACCGCAGAAUAGCGGCCAUUCCACGCCUUAUGGUACCAUGCCAUCACAGCAGCCUGCAAACCCAGCCCACAGCUCAGCACCAGGUCAACACGGAGGCUAUGGAUAUGGCGGCUAUCCCUACAACAACUAUUAUUCUUCCUACAUGGGUCAAAUGCACAAUCAGCCAUACAGUCGCGAGCGCCCAAUGUACGACGACGGCCGACGAUUUGAAGACCAGUAUUUGGCUCAAAGCCCUAGCUACAGCUACGGAGGUGGGCAGAGCGGAUAUGGAGCUAGUGGGCCAUUUAGCGGUGGUGGUGGUAAAAGCCUCUAUGCUCAACAGCAUGCAGGCUAUGGAGCUUCUCCACAAACAUCUCACGAACAGCACUCGGCGUCUCCAGCCAACGCCGGCGCAUUCGGGCAACAGCUUCCAAGUUCAGGCAGGGAAGGUGGGGGAGCUCCAGGUCUGAGCAACUACGGUGGUCGCGCAGGUUCUGCACAGCCACAAGACAACCUACACGGUAGCAAUCAGAGCAGCAUUCCUGACGUCUUUGGCCGCUCACAGUCUGGGUUUCAAGGCCAGGGGCAAUCUCUGACGAGUGGUGCAGACGAUCCGCUACGAGGCUACGGUGACUCGUCGAAGAUCCCAGGAGGCCCAAGCCCAGCACUUGGCCAAUCAGGAGGCAGGCCAGGCUCGGCAGUGAAUCCGCAGACAGGCCUACCGACCCAAGACGCCAGAUUCAGUGCCAGCGGAUAUAGCGGAUACCCAGGACACUCGCAAUACGGAGGCGGUCCUGGCGCCGGUGGACCUCAAUCGGGCCAACAAGGCGGCCAUCAAGGCUACGGCGGCUACAGCGGAGGCUACGGAGGUAAUUAUUACAACAACAGCAAUCGAGGCGGCUGGGGCGCAAAUUACGGUCAUUGA